AUGGCCAAUGCGAAGAACAGCAAGAAACGCAAGAGAAAGCCUACCGAAGCUAGUCCCAAGACUCCUACUCGAAGAUCAGCACGUUUUACUGCAGCCGCAAUAUCGGAAACAGCUGGACUUUCUGAUCCUGAUCCUCCACUCUGGUUCCCACCAAGCCCGACUCCUGUGGAACCCAUGGACACCACUCUAGCUGAUGAAGACUUGCAAGAGAUUCUAGACGACCCAGAAGCCAAUUCUACAGAUAUCUAUACCGCAGCUAACUCUGAUUCCGAUGACCCUACUGAUGCUAUAAUUCAACCAACAUCUGCCCUCAAAAUCAAGUUGCCUACAUCGCGCAAAGAAGGAUCCUCAUCCGUCGAAACCAUUACAAUCUCAAAGCGACCUAAAGCGAAUACAGGAAAGCAUUCAGCAACAACUGAGAAGAAUAAGGGAGCCGCAAUUGAGUUGGAAGAUGACGAGGAUGAUGAAGAAGCAGAGACCCGUAAAAACAAACAGCGCAUGGGGCACGACAUUCAAAUUGGCCGUCAAUGCUAUUCUAAUGGCUGUUCCCUGCAUCGAUAUUCCACGGCGCUGUCGAGCCAUGGUGUCACUCUCCGCACCCCUCCGAAAGCACCAUUAUUCAAUGCCUUUUUCACCCAACCAACCUCCUCCUCAUCAGCUCCACCACCUCAUGUUGAAGCUCUGCAUACCAUGGGAUACGGACAUUCUCAAUGGCCGCCUCCGCCACCGCCAUAUUAUUAUCCCCCGUAUACCUACCCCACUGCACCCCCGCCACCACCAACCACCAUUCCCGCUCCAACAUCAGCUCCCACCCAAACACUAAAUCGCACCUCUACCGCAUCAUCUCAUGGUACCCAAUCAGAUGAAUCAAAAUAUCCACUUCUUGCCGACUUUUUUUCAACGUUACUCACCCGUCAUCCUGAACGUCCAGCCCUUGCAACCUUUGCUGAUAUUUUCCAACAACAUGACAUUUUCGGAUUGCAAGAAAUUAUAGAGUUUGAUGAAGAUCGCUUGCGCAAUGACUUUGGAAUGUCUCUUGGAAAUGCUCGAUUCGUUUUGGGGAGGGUCAAGGCAGAGAAGAAACAAAUUGACCGUCUUUCAAGGAAGAAGUAA
Molecule: messenger RNA, 1113 nt
Organism: Laccaria bicolor S238N-H82
Lineage: Eukaryota; Fungi; Basidiomycota; Agaricomycetes; Agaricales; Hydnangiaceae
Exons: 3
Coding region: 1-1113 (370 amino acids)
Source: RefSeq, a predicted model, not a curated record